Messenger RNA from Paramecium octaurelia, 1480 nucleotides. Lineage: Eukaryota; Ciliophora; Oligohymenophorea; Peniculida; Parameciidae. The record is from the annotation of a GenBank genome assembly.
UUUAAAUUUAAAAUAUGGAUUAUGAAACCCUCUUCACAAUUCUUCCCAAAGAACCUAAGAAAUGGUCUUUGGAGGAUGUAUCGCAAUGGCUCAAUUUUGUUGGGUUAUAGUAACUUCAGACAACCUUCAGUAAAUUAGCGAACUUAUAUCGUAGCUAAGAAUUCAAUCGAUGGAUCAUGUUUGGAGUUAAUUGAGGAAAAUGACUUAAUAGAAGAUCUAGGAAUUACAAAUAAGAUAGUUAGAAAAAAGCUUAUGCAUUGUAAAUACUAUUAAAUAAUGAAAGGGCUUAAAACAGGUCUGAAAGAAUAUGCAUCACAUAUAAAAUCAACAACAUUCGAGGACAGACGCUAUGAAAAGAUGGAAUAAGAAAAUACAACUCUUGAAAAUACUGAAUCUGCGUAACCUCAAUAUGGGUAGAUUAACGUCUCGCAUGAUAUGAUGACAAAUUAUCUUAAAAACAAUGAAAUGUAUUCGCAACAAUUUUAGUAACCAUUAUGCGAGAUGUAAUGAUGAUACAUAAAUUUUAGUGAAAACAAACCUCAGUUUUAAAAAAAACAAUAGACUGGCAUUUUAAUUGAACAGGACCUAGAUAAAUUAGUUUCAAAAGUAUAAAACGAAUUGAUCAUCCAACCAACAGAAGGACCAUAAACAAAUUUCUAUUGUAUAAAGGAAUCAGGAGGUAAAAUUGGGAGACACUCAAGCAAUUAAAUUUUAAUAUUGGAGGAGAGCAUUAGUAGAUUUCACGCAGAAGUGAUAUUUCAAAAUGAAGAAGUAUUUAUGUAAAUCUAACUUAGUUUUAUAUCAAAGACAUUGGAUCGACAACAGGAACAUUUAUUAAGGUUGAAACAAAAUAACAAUUGCAAAUUGGAAUGGUAGUUGAAUUAGGCAGCAAUCAAUUUGAAAUUCAACAAGUGAAUGUGAAUGGCACCAAUAUUGAUGUAACUAUUUCAUUUCAAAUUAGGUUGUUAUGGCUAUUAUUGAAGGACCAAAUACUCCUGAAAAACAUGUGAUCAAUUUGACUCCUCAAAAAAGCGUGACAACUGUUGGUCGUAAACAAACCGCAGACCUUACUUUUAGUGAAGAUCAUCAUCUCUCUAAUAUCCAUGCCAAGAUCUGUUUGAUUGAUGGCAGAGUGUAUUUAGAAGAUAUGGGAUCAACAAAUGGGUAUCUCUUAUGUCAAUGUUUAGAUCUUGGUUAAGAUUAUCAAGAGAAGGUUAAGCCUCCUAGUUAUAUCCACUAUAAAACUAAACAGUUUUUAAAAUCGGAACUACAUCAACCUACUUAUGUAAAAGAACUACAUAGUUGGUUGCCGAUAGAAGUAAUGAAAAUAGUUGUAUCAUUUGCAUUGAAAAUGACCGAGAUGCAUUGUAUAUGCCUUGCAAACAUAACACUGCUUGUUUGAAAUGCAGUAAAAACUUAAAGGAUUGCCCCAUUUGCAGAACUAAAAUAUAGGAUAUUAUAAGAAUCUAUAAAAACUGAC